Messenger RNA from Owenia fusiformis, 999 nucleotides. Lineage: Eukaryota; Metazoa; Annelida; Polychaeta; Sabellida; Oweniidae. The record is from the annotation of a GenBank genome assembly.
GGGGGGGGGGUCUAAAUGGACGCCAUAUACUACUCCUACGUGCUCCCUUGAACACCUGCCAAUUUGAAUGUUUUUGGCUGGUCCCAUGGGUGUUCGGAUUAGACAGGUUUCACUGUAUAUAUAUUAAAUGCUAUGAAAAGUCUCAUUUGAUUUUGGACUGGACAUAGGAAGGAUGGCAAAAAUCUUCUCUGAGAGUCACCUCAGAUGUAUUACAAUAACAUCAUUUAUUGUAGCAUGUAUGGCUAAAUUCUGGAUUGGAAGUGUGUUUAUUUUCAAUGUAUAUUCACUGGCAUUGAAACACACCUUCAACUACACACAGGGUGACGUUGAUAUGAUGGCUGCCCUGCAACACUUUGGAUUUCAUUUUGCAUUCCCAGCUGGGAUAGUCCAGGAUAUGUUCGGACCUACGAUUACAUCAUCCAUUGGAUUAAUCCUAACAUCUACAGGAUACUUAUUGUUAUGGAGCUCAACAAAGAGUAUCGAGUUUUACACUUCCAAACCAGGAUUGUUAAAGUUAUAUUUCUUCAUGAUUGGACUUGGAGUGUCCUUCACAUACAUGGCAGCUUUGACGACCACUAUAAGUAACUUCACCAGCAAACACCGUGUUCAGGCUUUAGCUAUUCUGGAAUCAUUCAUGGGAGUAGGUGCCUUUGCAUUCUCCCUCUUAUAUGCUGUUGUUUUUACAAAUGGCCACAUAUAUGAUGAACAGAACCAAAAUUGGUCAGACUUUAUAAUGAUGCUAACAAUUGGUUCAAGUCUCGCAAACUGUUGCUGUGUUGCCUUUUUACGAAUUGUCCCUCAGUCAGAUGACAGUGAUGGAGAUAAAGAAAUUGAAACCGCAGAUGAGAAUGAUCUAAAGGAUAACUUUAAUGAAACUAGAGAUGACUCGGAAUCUACAGAACUUUUUCAUCAUGAAGAUGCUGAAAGGAGCAAUAAGCCCCCGAUAUACAGUGUGUCCCAAAAAAAAGGAAACCGGCAAUAGAUUGCUUAUUUCUCAAA